AUGAGGCUCCCAAGGCUAUCACCAAACGGCUCGCUUCUUUCGUUCACAAUAUUGCUCCUGCUCAUCUCACACAUCGCCGCCCAAGGCUUACCGAAAUUACCAAGCAGCGAUGACGAUAGUGAUUCCUCCACCACGGACAGUGCCGCGGCGCCAACAAGUGAUUCAAAAGAGACGGACUCCGCUUCGGCUACAGCUUCGGCGACUGACAAGACACAAAGCAAGACAUCAGAUAUGCCCGGCUUAAGCGGUCUCCCUAAAUUGAAGGGCGAUGACUAUCCACCCCCGUCAGUCCCUCCAACAGCAGAUGCCCCCUUCAUGCAAAAAUCGAAUCUGCCAGAAGGCACGGUGUUUAUAUGCGUGGGCGCAGCGCUGGGAUUUAUUGGUUUCAUGCUUUUAGCUUGGAGAGGGUUCUUGGCUUGGUCCGUUCAUCGAUCCGUGAGGCGAGCAGCAAUGGCCCAGGUAGCAAAACAUGACGGCAAAGAUCCAUUACGAGGUCUCAAGACUAAGGGACCCUACGUAAGUACGGGACCUGGCUCGACACUAUCGUUGGAUCAGCUGGCAGGUGGGAAAGGUGGGGACAAGGUCAAUUCUACCCGCAACAGUCUCUUCUUUUCUCCCACCGCGGGUGCCGGAAUGCAAUCGCCUGCCAAUAGAGGUUCUGGAUACCUACCGUCAGGCUACUAUGCGGCUGGCAAUGCUGCACCAGCAAAUGGCGCAAGCUUGGCGCACAUAGGAGCUGGAGUGCCCAUGUCAAAUCUGGGCAAUCAGAACCGACGCUAUUCAAGGGCAUCGUUGAGAGCCAACUCAGCACACAAGGCUUGGUCGGACAAGCAAGUAACAACAGCUUGA
This is a messenger RNA of Bacidia gigantensis, 849 nucleotides long. RefSeq lists its product as uncharacterized. NCBI's taxonomy places the organism in Eukaryota, Fungi, Ascomycota, Lecanoromycetes, Lecanorales, Ramalinaceae. The transcript is spliced from 2 exons. Gene Ontology annotation, cellular component: fungal-type vacuole. The record is from RefSeq and is a predicted model, not a curated record. Bases 1 to 849 code for a protein of 282 amino acids.